CUCUGAAAUCGCUCAAAUUGAAAAUCAGACCAUUGUACUGCGGGUUGUCUGUGUGACCAACAGGUGGCGUCCAGCCCACCGCCACUGCGUUCAGGUGCCGUCCUACUUUACCUGAAGCCAAAACUUCCCCAGGUUCCGUGAAGGCAGCAGGAGGGCAGAGUUUGUGGAGUUUGACCGAGUCCUUUCAAAGCAACCAACACGACACACACGCAACACAAAGAGCAGCGAGAAGGGACCCAGCCCAGGGAGGAACCGUUGGAACCGAAAAUCCCCGAACAGGAACCGACAGCGGCUGUAACCGAACCACCCGAACCAUGCCCGCCACAGAGAAGGACCUGGCCGAGGACGCGCCGUGGAAGAAGAUCCAACAGAACACGUUCACGCGCUGGAUCAACGAGCACCUGAAAUGCGUGAACAAGCGCGUGGCCGACCUGCAGCUGGACCUCGGGGACGGACUGCGGCUCGUGGCUCUGCUCGAGGUCCUGAGCCAAAAGAAAAUGUACCGCAAAUACCACGCGCGCCCCACGUUCAGGCAGAUGAAGCUGGAGAACGUGUCCGUGGCGCUGGAGUUUCUGGAGCGAGAAAAUAUCAAGCUGGUGUCGAUAGACUCGAAGGCCAUCGUGGAUGGGAACCUGAAGCUGAUCCUGGGUCUGGUCUGGACCCUGAUCCUGCACUAUUCCAUCUCUAUGCCUGUGUGGGAGGGGGAGGAGGAGUCUGAGUCCAAGACCCCAAAGCAGCGUCUUUUGGGCUGGAUCCAGAACAAAGUGCCCGACCUCCCCAUCACCAACUUCAGUCAGGACUGGAGAGAUGGAAGGGCCCUGGGAGCUCUGGUGGACAGCUGUGCUCCAGGCCUGUGUCCGGACUGGGAGACCUGGGACUCAGUGAAACCAGUGCAGAACGCCACAGAGGCCAUGCAGCUGGCAGACGACUGGCUCGGCAUCCCCCAGGUGAUUGCUCCAGAGGAGAUCAUCGACCCCAGUGUAGACGAACAGUCUGUGAUGACCUACCUGUCCCAGUUUCCAAAAGCCAAACUCAAACCUGGAGCUCCUCUCAAACCCAAACUCAACCCCAAGAAGGCACGCGCUUACGGGCCAGGCAUCGAGCCGACUGGAAACAGAGUGCUGCGUCCUGCCGUCUUCACUGUGGACACGUUCAGCGCCGGGCAGGGUCAUGUGACUGUUUACCUCCACCACCCAGACGGCACCAGGGAGGAGCUGAAGCCAGAGCUGAACGAAGGGAAGAAAACCUACACUGUUACUUACAUCCCUCAGGUCAUGGGCACACACAAGGUGACGGUGCUCUUCGCUGGGCAGGAGAUCCCUAAGAGUCCCUUUGAGGUGAACGUGGACAAGGCUCUGGGCGACGCCUCCAAAGUGACAGUGAAGGGGCCGGGAAUCGAGCCUGUGGGAAACAUCGCCAACAGACCCACACACUUUGACAUCUAUACGGCAGGUGCAGGCACAGGAGAUGUGACUGUGAUGGUGCGUGAUCCUCAGGGCAGACAGAACAGUGUGGAGCUUAUGAUGGAGGACAGAGGAGACUGUGUGUAUCGCUGCACCUACAAACCCACCCAGUCCGGACCGCACGCCAUCACUGUGACCUUUGGGGGUACUGCUGUGCCCAAGAGCCCCUUCAACGUUGACAUCGCUCCAGCCUGUGUCCCUGGAGCGUGCAGAGCGAGCGGUCGGGGGCUGCAGCCUUCAGGACUCCGAGUGAAUCAAGUCGGAGACAUUAAAGUCGACACGAAGAACGCCGGCAGCGGAGAGCUCAAGAUCAUCAUCAAAGGACCAAAGGGUGUGGAGGAGCCGGUGAAGCUGGUCUCCUCUCAGGACGGAGUCUACUACUAUGAAUAUCACCCCAAAACUACAGGAAAAUACAGUAUCAGCAUCACAUGGGGAGGACAGCACAUCCCCAAGAGUCCAUUUGAGGUCUCGGUGGGGCCCCAGGCAGGUCCUCAGCAGAUCCGAGCCUAUGGUCCUGGUCUGGAGGGAGGGACUGUGGGAAAACCAGCUGCUUUCGUCGUGGAGUCCAUCGGCACCGACGUGGGAGUCCUGGGUUUUGCAAUCGAGGGCCCGUCCCAGGCUAAGAUCGAAUGUGAGGACCAGAACGAUGGGUCAUGUGACGUGAAGUACUGGCCCACGGAGCCCGGGGAGUACGCCGUCCAUGUGACCUGUGAUGAGGAGGACAUCGAGCUCAGUCCAUUCAUGGCCUACAUCACCCCAGAUAACCACAACAGCUUUGCAGAGAAGGUCCAGGCGUAUGGUCCUGGUUUGGAGAAGUCUGGGUGUGUCAUAAACAAACUGGCAGAGUUCACUGUAAACACUAAAGACGCUGGAAAUGGACCACUCAAAAUCACUGCUCAGGAUUCCGAGGGUAAGCCUGUGGACGUGAAGGUUGUAUCUAAAGGAGACGGCCUCUACUCCUGCUCCUACACUCCCUCUGCAGCUCUAAAACAUACAGUCUGUGUGUCCUGGGCGGGAGUGAGCGUCCCCAACAGCCCAUUCAGGGUGUCUGUGGGCAAAGGGAGCCAUCCGAACAACGUGCGCGUGUCUGGGCCUGGAGUGGAGCGCACCGGACUCAAGGCCAACGAGCCCACCCACUUCACUGUGGACUGCUCCGGUGCCGGGGACGGUGAUGUGAGUGUGGGGAUUAAAUGUGACGCCAACAUGGUGGGAGAUAAAGAAGCUGAUGUGGAUUUUGAUAUUAUCCCAAACGCAAAUGACACCUUCACAGUGAAAUAUGUCCCCCCUGCAGCCGGACGCCUCACUGUCAAAGUCCUGUUUACAGACAAGGAAGUGCCUCAGAGCCCGUUCAACGUCAAAGUGGAUCCUUCCCAUGAUGCAUCGAGGGUCAAAGCUGAAGGACCUGGAAUUUCUCGAACAGGAGUGGAGAGUGGGAAGCCGACUCACUUCACUGUUGUGACUAAAGGAGCGGGCAAAGCUCCUCUGGACGUGGCCUUCUCUGCUCCAGUCAAAGACUUUGAGAUCAUCGACAACUACGACUACUCCCAGACCGUCAAGUACACUCCAGUCAACCAGGGAGAGAUGUCAGUGGACGUGACGUUUGGAGGAGACCCCAUCUCCAGAAGCCCCUUCACUGUGGGCGUGGCUGCUCCUCUGGACCUGAGCAGAGUCACCGUGGACAACCUCAGCGGACGAGUGGAGGUGGGUGAGGAGCAGGAGUUCACCAUUGACACUAAAGGUGCAGGAGGACAAGGUCAGCUGGAGGUAGCGCUGAUGAGCCCGAGUCAGAAAACAAAGCCGUGCCGUUUGGAGCCAGUCUCUGCAGACCUCUACAAGGUCCGGGUCACUCCCAGAGAGGAGGGUCUCUACGCCGUGAACGUGACCUACGACGGACACCCCGUCCCAGGCAGCCCCUUCCCCAUGGAGGCCCAGCUGCCCCCAGACCCCAGCAAGGUGAAGGCGUCUGGUCCUGGCCUGAAGGGGGGGCUAGUGGGCUCUCCUGCUCAUUUCUCCAUCGACACAAACGCUGCUGGGACUGGAGCUCUGGGGCUGACGGUAGAGGGUCCAACCGAAGCCAACAUCGAGUGCUCAGACAACGGGGACGGCACCUGCUCUGUGUCCUACCUGCCCACAGAGCCUGGAGAGUACCUGGUCAACAUCCUGUUUGAGGGCGUGCACGUGCCCGGGUCGCCCUUCUCCGCGCAAGUGCAGAGACCCUUUGACCCGUCCAAAGUCGAGGCCUCAGGGACAGGGCUGAAGAGGGCCAAGGCGGGAGAGGUGAGCGUGGUGAACGUGGACUGCUCCAAAGCUGGACCGGGUCAGCUGAUUCUGGAGGUGGAACCAGAUCCUUCGUCUGCAGCAAAAGGAGCAGGUGGCAAAGUGAAGACCGAGGUGGUGGAUAAUCUGGAUGGGACAUACACCGUUACCUAUGUGCCUCUCACUGCUGGACUCUACACUCUGAAGCUCAAAUACGGGGGGCAGACGGUCCCUGGGUUUCCUGCCAAAGUCUCUGUUGAUCCUGCCGUGGAUACGUCUAAAAUCAAGACAUUUGGGCCCGGCGUCGAUGGAACAGCUGUGUACAGAGAGGCCACCACGUCCUUCACGGUGGAUGCGCGGCCCCUGAGUCGGCGAGGAGGAGAUCAUGUGACCGCUGAAGUCAGGAACCCGUCCGGCGCUCAGACAGAGACCGUGGUCACGGACAACAAGGACGGCACCUACAGCGUCGAGUACACGCCAUUCGAGAACGGCGUGCACAGUGUUGACGUGUUGUACGAUGACACGGCGGUCCCCAAUAGUCCGUUCAGGGUCUCUGUGUCCGAGGGCUGUGAUCCAACUCGAGUCCUGGCCUCUGGACCGGGUCUGGAGCAGGGUCUGACCGAUCAGACCAACCACUUUGAUAUCAUCACUAGGGGGGCAGGUAUCGGAGGCCUGGGCAUCACAGUGGAGGGUCCCUCUGAGUCUAAAAUGUCCUGUAAAGACAACAAAGAUGGCAGCUGCAGUGUGGAGUACACCCCCUUCAGUCCUGGAGUCUACGACGUCAACAUCACCUACGGAGGAGAGCACAUACCGGGAAGUCCGUUCAAAGUCCCUGUGAAAGAUGUGGUGGAUCCUAGUAAAGUGAAGAUAUCUGGGCCGGGUGUGGGUUCAGGUGUAAGGGCCUGUAUCCCACAGUCCUUCACUGUGGACUCCAGGAGGGCAGGGGAGGCGGAGCUAGCUGUGAGUGUGAAGGGGCCCAAAGGUGUGGCUGAGGAGGUGCAGGUGUCUGAGAAUCCGGACGGGACCCAGACUGUGAAGUACACGCCCUCCACUGAAGGACUCUACACUGUGGGAGUCAAGUUCAACCAGCAGGACGCCCCCCGCAGUCCAUUUAAGGUGCGCGUUUUGCCGACUCACGAUGCCAGUAAAGUCCGGGUGAGCGGUCCAGGUCUGACCAGCGGGAUCCCGGCCAGUUUCCCUGUGGAGUUCAACAUCGACGCCAGAGACGCAGGAGAGGGCCAGCUCAGUGUGCUCAUCACGGACCAGGAUGGGCGAUCAAAGCCGGCCAGUAUCCAUGACAACGGCGAUGGCACGUACACGGUUUCCUACACCCCCGAUCGCACGGGCCGUUACACCAUCUCUGUGACCUACGGAGGAGACGCCAUCCCUGGGUCCCCUCACCGCGUCAGGGCCACGGCCACCGGGGACGCCAGCCGCUGCACCGUCACAGGCUCAGGUGUGGGCCCCACAGUGGCCAUAGGGGAGGAGCUGGGUCUGUCCGUGAAUGCGUCUGGAGCGGGCAAAGGGAAGGUGAGCUGUGUGGUGGUGCAGCCCGAUGGCACGGAGGUAGAGGCAGAGGUCAUCGAGAACCAGGACGGCACCUUUGACAUCUUCUACACCGCCCCUGCACCCGGCAACUACGUCAUCUAUGUGCGCUUCGGAGGAGAGAACAUCCCCCACAGCCCCUUCAAAGUCAUGGCGACUGAGGAGGGUCCUGUGACGCAGCAGCAGCAGUCAUCUGCUAAGUCCGCUCCCCCUGGAGCCGGCUUUCAGCCCUGGGUGACGUCAGAAGGCUACGAUCCAAUGAGGAGCAGCAUGAACGGAAGUGGGUUCAGACCUUUCGAUAUGGUCAUUCCCUUCUCCUUCAGGAAGGGAGAGAUCACAGGAGAGGUUCUGAUGCCUUCCGGUAAAAGCGCUCAGCCCCUGAUCUCUGAUAAUCUGGACGGAACAGUCACAGUGCAGUACUCCCCCACUGAGGCCGGCCUCCACGAGAUGCACAUCAAGUACAACGGGACACAUAUACCAGAGUCUCCUCUUCAGUUCUACGUGAACCACAGCAGCUCUCCCUCAGUCACAGCCUACGGCCCCGGACUGAGCUACGGCGUCGCUAACAAACCCGCCAACUUCACCGUCUACACCGAGGACGCCUCCGAAGGAGGCCUGGACUUGGCGAUCGAGGGCCCGUCCAAAGCGGAGAUCAGCUGUGUGGAUAACAAAGACGGCACCUGCAGCGUGAGCUACCUGCCCACUCUGCCCGGAGACUACAACAUCCUGGUCAAGUACAACGAGCAGCACAUCGCGGGCAGCCCCUUCACCGCCAGGAUCAUAGAGGACAGCCAGCGCCGCUCUCAGGUGAAGCUGGGUUCUGCUGCGGAUUUCUCUUUGGACAUAAACGAGACAGACCUGAGUUUACUCACGGCCAGCAUCAAGUCUCCAUCAGGCCGAGAUGAGCCCUGCCUGCUCAAGAGGAUGCCCAACAACCACAUCGGCAUCUCGUUCAUCCCGAGGGAGGUGGGUGAGCACCUGGUGAGUAUUCUGAAGAACGGGGUGCACGUGGCCAACAGCCCCAUCAGCAUCAGGGUGGUCCAGUCUGAGAUUGGAGACGCCAGCCGAGUUGUCGUCCACGGAGACGGACUCAAACAGGGGACCACCUUCAACAACUGCAGCUUCAUCGUGGACACCAGGGAGGCAGGUUAUGGGGGUCUGGCUCUGUCUGUGGAGGGUCCCAGUAAAGUGGACAUUCAGACUGAGGACAUGGAGGACGGGACCUGUGAGGUGUCUUACUGUCCCACUGAACCUGGAAACUACAUCGUGUCCAUACGCUUCGCCGACCAGCACGUCCCAGGGAGCCCGUUCACAGUGCGAGUGGUCGGAGAGGGCCGUAUCAAAGAGAGCAUCAGCCGGAAACAAAGAGCCGCCUCUGUGGCAUCUGUGGGCUCUGUGUGCGACCUCAGCAUCAAGAUCCCAGCUCUGGACAUCCACGAAGUCACCGCAGAGGUCACGUCUCCGUCUGGCUCUCGCCAACCAGCUGAGCUCGUGGCCGUGGGGAACGACACUUACUGUGUGCGGUUUGUUCCCACGGAAAUGGGCGUGCAUGCUGUGAGUGUGAAGUACAGGGGCGUGCACGUGCCGGGGAGCCCCUUCCAAUUCACCGUGGGACCCCUGGGAGAGGGAGGGGCCCAGAAGGUGAAGGCGGGGGGCCCCGGGCUGGAGAGGGCGGAGGUCGGAGAGCCAGCGGAGUUCAGUAUCUGGACUCGGGAGGCUGGGGCUGGGGGUCUGUCCAUUGCGGUGGAGGGUCCCAGUCGAGCAGAAAUUUCCUUUGACGACAGAAAAGACGGAUCAUGUGGAGUGGCCUACAUCGCACAGGAGCCUGGAGACUAUGAGAUCUCAGUGAAGUUUAACGAGCAGCACAUCCCGGACAGCCCCUUCCUGGUCCCGGUGGUUGCCCCGGUGACGGACGCGCGACGGCUCACUGUUAGCGGCCUUCAGGAGUCUGGUUUGAAGGUGAACCAUCCGGCCUCGUUUGCUGUGCGUCUGAACGGAGCCCAGGGGAAGGUGGAGGCUCAGGUCCACAGUCCGUCUGGAGCCCUGGACGAGUGCGUGGUCACAGAGCUCGAGAAAGAUAAGUACGUGAUUCGGUUCAUUCCUCGAGAGAACGGCGUGCACUCGAUUGACGUGAAGUUUAACGGCGCUCACAUCCCAGGAAGUCCUUUCAAGGUCAGGGUGGGCGAGCCUGGACAGACCGGAGAGGCGGGCCUAGUGACGGCCUACGGAGCAGGACUAGAGAGAGGGACCACAGGAGUACAGUCUGAGUUCACCAUAAACAACAGCAGAGCCAGUCCCGGAGCCCUGAGCGUGAGCAUCGAGGGUCCGUCCAAAGUCAAGCUGGACUGUGUGGAGCUGCCUGAGGGCUACAGAGUGCACUACACGCCCAUGGCCCCUGGGAACUACUGCAUCAGUGUGAAAUACGGAGGGCCCAACCACAUCCAGGGCAGCCCCUUCACCGCCAGAGUCAACGGUCCUCGUCUGGUGAAUGUGACAAACGCCAGUGAGACUUCUACACUGACGCUGGACCCGGCUGUGCGCUCCUCCAGUGUCAGCCCUGCCCACAGCGUCCCCUCCUGGACCAGCGAGGCCGACGCCAGUAAAGUCCUGAGCCGAGGGCCAGGUCUGAGUAAGGCUUUUGUGGGACAGAGGAGCAGCUUCAGUGUGGACUGCAGCAAAGCAGGAAAGAGCAUGCUGCUGGUGGGUGUGCACGGCCCCCAUGUCCCCUGUGAGGAGGUGGUGGUCAAACACAUGGGGCGACUGCAGUACAACGUGAGCUACAUCCUGAAGGAGAGAGGAGAAUAUGCCCUGGUGGUCAAAUGGGGCGACCAGCACGUGCCCGGGUCACCCUUCCACGUCGUCGUACCCUGAACACGCCUAAAUGCCUCCAAAAUGCCUCCAAAAUGCCCCAAAAAUGCCCUAAAAGCCUUGCCUGAGCAGCCAGUAGCUUCUAGAUUCUGUUCCGUACUGGACCAUGGAGUGACAGUGAUAAACUUAACUUGUGUCAGUCCAAUCACAGCCAUUAAUUUGUAUCAGGUCUCUCCUCUGCAAAAUUCUUGUAUUAUUCAGAACAAAAUAUUUCACUUUUUUGCCUUGGGUAAAUGAGGGUUUGGUGCUUCGAUUGUUGAUUCAGCAGAUUUCCACGCUGUUUCUCAGUCCUUUAUGGGGUUUUUUUUGUUUGUUUUUUUCUCUUAAACCGCCAUAUUAGUUUAUUACCGAAACAGAGCCUGCAUCUCUCUGAUUCUCUCUGACCACUGAGACAAGAUGCGGUUCCAAAUCCAUUCGUCUUUGUAACGUUUUGUAAAGUUUUGCCAGCUGCCCCAAAUGCCCUGCCCCAAACCCUGUUCCAAAUGCCACAAUCACAACGAAACACUAUUUAUUUUUGACAUUAGAAUGGAUACUUUAAUGGGCAAUGUCUACAUCAGUGCAUUUUAAAACUUCUCUUCAAAAACAUCUCCAAUUCAAACACAACUGGAACAUACUACAUUUCUAUGAAUACGUCCAACUUGUAGUCUGCUGCAUCUUUAAAAAUCUGGCAAUGUCUACCGCUAAUGUAUUUUAGGAUUUAUUUCAUAGUGUCUGUAUUAUAUAGAUCAAACUAGCCCAUGAUUGCAAGUUAAAGUAAAAAAAAAAACAUCUACCAGCAUCGCCAUUUUAGAAAACAUUAUGCAUUAGUUUUUCUAAGUCUUAAUGGCUUUUCAUUUUUAAGUUUUCUUCUGUUAUCUACUAAAAUUGCGUGUUUUUCAAGGUAUUUGUGAGCAAUAAAACCACUGCGACUGAAUAAAUGUAAGGUAGAAGUGUUCACUGUGGAACAUUCCAGACAUCUCCAUAGAAACAAGCAGGUGAAAAGUUACACAAUGCACCUUUUAAAUGAUGCUGAAAAUCUACAAUCCUCCACAUUUUCUCUUGACUUGGUGUAUUCACUUUUAACUAGCACUCCAGUUUAUAAACCUUAACUUUUCAGCAAUAAAAUAACUCUCAGUGCCAUGAAAAAAAAUAAAAAAUAAAAUUAAUUCCUUAAGUGAAUGUAGACUCUUUCAUUUUUUAUUUUUUUUUUAAAUCUUGUGUAAAUAAUUUUGAAAUGUCAAAACUAUCACAAUGUGCUGGAAAGUUGUGGGAGUUUUGUCCAUAACUAUAUUUUUUUUAUACUUUAUGUAAGACUAAAAGUGAAAAUAAUUUGAAAUCUGUAACUGGAAACUGGGUCCACAAAAUGAAACUACAAAACCACAGCACACAUCAAUUUAUUCUGAAUUUGUGAUCAUUUUUGCACAAUUCAGAGCUCAGAUUUGGUGCCAUAUUUCUAAAGGUGACUGUAUUUUAAUCUCGUGGACUCUGCUCGCUGUCAAACAAGAAAAAAAUCAUCUCAUUUCUGAUUGAUAUUUUUGUUGAAUAUUUUGAAUUCUCGCUGUAGCUUUUUCUACUACUGAUAGAAUAAUUUCUGUUUAGUGCCUUUGAAACGACUAGAAGCUGCUUUUCCGAUGGUCCUCUGCACUAUUUUGUGUUUUGUUGAUGUAUUUUUCAUGAUGAUGUCUGAGAAUGUGCAGUUGAGGUUUGGGCCAAGAAUAAAAAUUACAAAAAUUGUCAAUAGGUUUAAGUGAUAAUGAUAUUUGCAUGAUUUUAACCGUCCUGAUCUGUGUCGGUGUCGUAGCUGUUGGGCAAAAUCGUAUCAAGGUUUGUGAAUGAAUUGUGUUUGCAAACUCAACUUUUGGAAUAAUAAUAUCGACAAAGAUGUGUAUUCAAAGUAAUGAUUUAAAAUAAUGUCUCUUUGUAAAAACGUGGCCUAAAUCAGCCUUCAUUUAGAUUUUUUCCACCAUGAAAAGAAAUUGCACAAAUGUUCUGUUGUAUUGUCUUUUCCUUUGAGAUGUGUUUUUGUGCUGGAGUGUGUGUCCAUGUUUGUGUGAUCUGUAUCAGGCUGUUGAGUCAGUGCUGCUCUGAAAAAGGGAUUUUAAGUGACAAGAAACACUAACUGGAUGUACAUUUGAUAAAUAAACAAAUAAAACCGUA
Boleophthalmus pectinirostris (great blue-spotted mudskipper) is the source of this 10268-nucleotide messenger RNA. RefSeq names its product filamin-B. The record is from RefSeq and is a predicted model, not a curated record. Gene Ontology annotation, biological process: actin cytoskeleton organization. Lineage: Eukaryota; Metazoa; Chordata; Actinopteri; Gobiiformes; Gobiidae. Gene Ontology annotation, molecular function: actin filament binding.